AUGAGUGACAGUGGCAGUAAGAGUGCAGAUCAAGCUACAGAUGGAAACUCCCACAGGCGCAGGCAUGGUCAGCCCAGGUCAUGUCCUGAUAGUAGUAAUGAUACUGAUACUAGCAUUGAUAUUGGUAUCAAUGAUGCUACUGAAGAAGAAAAGGAAUUUUGCACCUCAGAGUCAGAAGUUGGAGAUUCUAGACAAGUCCAAGAACGACUCAACCGAACGUUCGGCAAUCGACAAGACGCUCACAAUCAGGCAGCCAAUUUAGCUGCAGCUAUGUCUACCAGUGUGUCUAUGCAUACUACUGGUACUGAAGGCACUACAACUAGCAAUACACAUACACAGACUGAUACCACUAUGAACAAUUCUGAGUCAAGAAGUCCAAAAACUCAAAGAGAUACCAACCAAAGUACUGCUAGUACUUCUAGUACUGCUACUUACACAAAAACUGAACAAGAGGAACAUCAAGAAGGCUCAGAGGCAGAAGAAGAAUUUGACAUUCUAGAAGUGGUACAACGAAGAAUCCGAGGAUCAUUCAACAAACCUGAAUAUGCUAACAAGGUGGCUGCCAAAAUUAGAGAUUACAGCAACAACAACAGCUCUACCAACAACUCCAUUCCUGCAGAACACUUUCAAGAAGAACAACAACACUUUCAAGAAGAACAGGAUGAGCAAGACCUCAUGAGGCAUGUAUUGUCCACCAGAAUCAGACAAGUGCAGGAAGAUGAUUUGCCACAGCAAUUCCAAAAACAACAACAGCAACAGCAAGACCAGAGCAUUAUGAUUCUGGCUGGAUCAAAUCAUUCCAUUGACAGUCUUGCAAAACAGCAAAUACAGCAUACUCUGCACAUCAAACAGAACAAUCUACAAAUGGUGGAUCUUACCAAUUCAGAAAACAACCACCACAACCAUCACAACCACAACAACUCUAAUGCAACAGAACAAGACUUACUGCAAUCCUCCAUAGCAGAAGACGAAACUGUUACCAGCCCGCCCUCCUUGCGACGCGAUGGUCCACGACGAGUCCAAGUAUUGCCACCGGGAGCUUACAGAAUGGACGGUCCGGGAGAUACUAUUCAACAAUCCACGCCUUCAACCGUCGAAACCACAUCUUGCGUCGAAUUGGGAAUGGCACGACGAGCCCAAGAAGAUGCAUUGCUCGCCGAAGGAAACAAUUGGAAUUUCAAUAAUACCGAUACGAUGCAAAACAAUGUUGACAAUGACAAUGACAAUAAUGAUACCCACCCACAGCCAAUGGAUGCCAUGGCCGAAUGGCAAGAUGAAAUGACACUCCACGACGAUGACGAUGACACCAAUCCACAAAAAUGCAGCCGAAAAAACACGUGGAUUGUCGUGGGAGGUCUACUCUGCCUCACUAUUGUUGUCAUUCUCGGCAUUGUCAUUGCUGUGACUGCGAGCGGAGGUUCCAAAUCGAACCAUGACGACGCGACAAUCAUAAUCACCCAGCCCACCAUGGCACCGACCACCACCGUCGCACCCACAUUGCCCUUUGACGAAUACGUCUUGACACUGUUGCCACUCGAAACGGUGACAGUCAUUACUCGGGAUGAUGCAGAAUCAUCGCCACAAGCCCGGGCGUAUCAAUGGCUCAUUUCCAAAAACAAUCCCAAACGACACGAAUUGACACAACUCACGGCCCUACGAAUCGUCCAACGCUGGACAUUGGCAGCCUUGUUCUAUGCCACUGAUGGAACCUACUGGACACACAAGGAGGGAUGGCUCAAAUAUCACGUACACGAGUGUCUCUGGUGGUCUUCGGGAUCUUUUGACGAUACAGUCAGCAUUAUCAACACAACAACAACUACCACUGCUGUGCGCAACAACACCAACAGCAACAACAUCUGCGAACAGGAUCCAAUCACCUUUGAAGAAAAUACACUGGCAGAGGGGACGAUUCGACACAUUUGGUUAAAUGGAAACAAUCUCGUUGGAGAUUUCGAUCAAAUAUUACAAUCCUUACUCCCCUUGUUGCCAGAUCUCAAGACCAUUGCCAUGAAAAUGAAUCCGGGAAUUACGGGAUCGAUUCCAUCGUGGCUAUUUUCCAACAACAAUCACUUGCAAGGACUGAGUUUGGCACGAACCCAAAUCACGGGAUCGUUACCUCCCGCACUCUUCACGAGCAGCCAACUCCAAGCGCUCUUGCUGCAAUUCGCUCCCGUGACGGAAGAUCUCCCUUCGAUGUUGGGGCAUUUGACGGAGCUACGGUAUCUCUUGCUGGAUGGGACGCUCUUUGAGAGUGCUAUCCCGACAGAGUUGGGCAAUCUAUCGCUGCUGCAAUAUCUCUACAUCAACUUUCUUUCUUUGACGGGUACCCUUCCCACGGAAAUUGGUCUUUUGAGCAACCUGCGUCAUCUGGACGUGCAAUCCUCUGGACUGGUCGGAUCCUUGCCAACGCAGCUGGGGCUUCUUUCCGCGCUAGAAUGGCCCUCACUGCAAGGGAAUCGGUUUACUGGAAAUAUACCCACCGAACUAGGGGGUUGCAGGUCCAUUGAUGCAAUCGAAUUCCAAAACAAUUCCUUGGUCGGCCACAUUCCUUCCGAGAUUGGGUUGUUGUCGAAGCUCAGGUUGCUUGAUUUGGAAAAGAACGAUCUGAGUGGGACCGUUCCUUUGGAGGUGGGAUGCCUGGCGGAGUUUACGGGCAAGGGUUCCUUGACUCAUGUCUAUAUUAACGACAACCCCAAUCUAUCGGGAAGGAUUCCCAACGAGCUCUGUUUCGCCGAAUUGAUGACGUUUGAUUGCAUUGGGCUGUGUGGGUGUAAUUUGUGUACGUGCCCACUGACCCUUCCAUGA
Messenger RNA from Seminavis robusta, 2805 nucleotides. Lineage: Eukaryota; Bacillariophyta; Bacillariophyceae; Naviculales; Naviculaceae. The record is from the annotation of a GenBank genome assembly.